Vespula pensylvanica (western yellowjacket) is the source of this 2601-nucleotide messenger RNA. Its product is annotated as anaphase-promoting complex subunit 5-like. Bases 487 to 2448 code for a protein of 653 amino acids. The record is from RefSeq and is a predicted model, not a curated record. The transcript has 9 exons. Lineage: Eukaryota; Metazoa; Arthropoda; Insecta; Hymenoptera; Vespidae.
AUAAAUAUAUAUCAACGAUAACAAUAUAUAAAUUUUAUACAUUUCAUUGGUUGCUCAUAAAGCCAAGAAUGCAAGAAAACUCUGAGUUUGAUUCGAAACAUUUUUAUAAUUUUGACAUUUGCACGACGACAGACGUCGCAUUUGUUCGUGAAUAAAGAUUCGUCGUUUUCGUACGAAGAGCCGAUUAAUUACCGAAAGAAAAAUUCUUGUUUCUCUCGCGAGCCUUUCGAAUGGCAGAAAGGCAAACGAUGCAAGUUAUACGAAUCACGAUCAUGUUGCAAGAUCAAGAUCUUUAGUGAAAAAUAACCAAGCCUGUCGCUGUGGGUAGAACAUCGAUGAGAAAAGUUUGAUCCGUGAAGCAGUUUUAAAUGGAGAAUCAUCUUUCAUGACUUACUUAAAGAAAAAAUCAUCAACAUUUUUAACAACUCAAUAAUUCUGAAAUCCUAAAAAAGAAAAAAAAAAAAGAAAAUUGAAGAUAACUUUGCAAUGCCACAUUGCACAACAAAUUUUGCCUGGUAUCUUGGAAAAUUUCUCAUUGGAUUUACAGGAAUGCUGAUUUUAUAUAUGAGUUUUUUAAAAGACAAAGAAUAUCCGUAUAAACCAGGGAUGAGAGAACCUUUAGCAGGAAAAAAGAGUCAAAAUAAUAAUACAUGCUCCAUAGGCGAUCAGAUAAAUGUCAAUGCAACGAAGCAAUGCAAACACAAAAGUAUGGCUGCACAUGUAAGAGGUCUAUGGUACGAAAAUAGGGGAAAAUGUUGUUGGAAAGAAAAAUGUUAUCCGAAGACGAUCGCAUCGAAAUAUCUCAUUAAGAACAACAAUGCUGUUAAUAUGAGGACACGUCGAUCUUUCUAUUCUAAAAAACAAACGAAGUUUCUAGAUUUGACUGUACGUAACGAAAAAGUAUAUUCCUGUAAGUGUCGUUGGUACAAGUCCAUUAAUGGUACUUGUAUUAAACAUAAAUCAAAUAAAAUCAAAAGACAAAAGUGUAUACGAGUUUCGAAGGAUACCGUGGCUGAUCUUUGGAAAAUACAAAGAGUAUGCGACAUGAUAAAGUCACAGAAUAACGUUGGACGAUUCCAAGAUGAGUCUGUGAAUAUCGAAAAAUUGGUACAAGAGGAAACUACUUCGAGUUCAUACAUCGAUGCUAAAAAUUGUUUCGUUCAAGACGCUUAUACUCAAUCUGUAUGUAAAAAGAAAGAAAAAGAAAUAGAUGAAUUUAGAAAGAGCGACGAAGAGGAUGAAUCGUUUAAUCACAAAAAUAAAAUCAAUGUUAAAAAUCAAACAAUUUCUAACGAAAACUCAACGGAUCUAUCAUUCAACUUUUACGAAGCCGCUGAAAAAAUACAAGAUAAAUAUGAAAAAAUUUCCUUAAAUUACGAUUUCGAAUGGAGAAAAAGUGUUAACGUUGAAACUUCAACUUCUUUGGAAAAAGAAAAUAAAUCAAGUACAAUAGUAACAUGUUCCGUUUCAAAAAAUGAUACUGAUCUACCAUACAUCCCUGAGCUUGAAUUAAAAGAGGUAUGUGAUUGUAAUCCAACGUGUAAUUGCGAGUAUCAAUUUUCGACAGAACGUUUUGGGGACAAUGAUAUUGAAGAAAAAAAUAAACUUGAAAUUUGGAAAAAGUAUAAUCGAGAAACGAUUCCAAACAGAUCUAAACAAAAUCGAAUGUUAGAAACUAGAAAUCAAGGUCAUUGGAAUUCGGAUAUCACUAAUUCUUCUUAUUGUGUCGAAAAUAAUCGACAUGUUUAUAACGAGCUAAGAUCGAGUACAAGUACAGAAUCUCUGAUUUACCCACAAGCAAAAAUGAAGAUAACACGUACUAGUAGCCAUGAUCGAGGCUAUUCAUUGUUCUUAAAACGUUUAGAAAGAAUCAAAAAAGAUCCUCGGAGAAGAAAAGACAAUUCUGUCUUUCCAUUAAUCCGUAGAAUUAAUAUUAAGGAAGAUUAUAGCGAUCGUGAUUAUAGUGAUCAAUCCUUGUGUCGUUGUCAACGUUUUCAUCGAGAUAUAAAACCAAAAAUGAUUAUUGAAGAUAAAUUCGAAGACACCGAAACGAGUCGAUCCAAAGCGUCAUCCUCUUCAACGAGUCUUUCAUCUAACGAUUACAAUAAAUCUGCUCGAUCAUUUCUUUACGAUAACAAUUGUAAAUGUCGAUGUUUAUCCACCGUUACAUCUAGUACAUCUACUUGCACCUGUACAUCUACCGAUCUACAAUCUGAAGUAGAAUACAAAGGCAUUGAAAAAGAAUCAUCGAAAAUCCAUUAUCCAUUAAAUCCAUUAUCGUCAACCAUAACAUAUAAUGAUGAUAAUAAUAAUAAUUAUUAUAAUAAUAAUAAUAAAAAUUCAAUUCGCCAUUUCAAUGUGAUGAGAUCAUAUUGCCAAAAUACAUUGUCCCUCAUGAAUAGAAGAUUGCAAAAUCGUGACAAAUGGAUAAAUGAUCAUAUAUUGUAAUUAAUAAAUAAUUUCAAGCAUAUUUUACUCGACGAUAUUAUGAAUUGGAAAAGAACAAAAUAAAGAAAUAUGAGAAAAAUAUCACGUUGUAAUGAAUGAAAACGGAAAAAAGAAAAGGAAAGAAAAAGAAAAUAAGUUAUAUGCUAAAUGCUU